Messenger RNA from Trypanosoma conorhini, 441 nucleotides. RefSeq lists its product as uncharacterized. Bases 1 to 441 code for a protein of 146 amino acids. The transcript has a single exon. Lineage: Eukaryota; Euglenozoa; Kinetoplastea; Trypanosomatida; Trypanosomatidae. The record is from RefSeq and is a predicted model, not a curated record.
AUGUGGCUGCCGAGCGGCGGCGGGGAGGAGGCCCCCGGCCCGUGCUUGCGGGGCUGCGGUGGAAAGCAGCGGGGCUUCCUCGGGCGUCAGGUGAAGCUGAGAGGCGGCGCGCGGAAGGCUUUUGAGAGGCGGCAGGGUAAGGCAGCCGUGGAUGCGGUCCGCGUGGAGGUCGUCAGGGCCUAUGAGGAGCCGCGUGUGCCGUACAGGAAGGGCCCCUUCGUCGCGCUCGCUCCCACGGCGCAGCGCCUGCGGUCGUCCACUAAUAAAGCGGCAUCGGCGUCAGCCAGCGGCUCUGGCAGCACCUCCGCCAGUGGCUCGGUGCUCUCCACCACGCUGCCAGUUGCGUCGUCCUCUGAGUUCUCCAUCGCCUCGGCGGUUGCGCACGCGGACGACCUCGAGGGUGAAUGGAAGCUUGACGGGGCGAGACAACAACAACAGUAG